UUGUCAACUCAAAUCAUCCGUCACCGAUCCAAGUGAGCUGUGGUUUUGCGUCAGGAUAGUUCUGCGGAAAGGUGAGAGCGAACCGAAAAUGUCAAGCAUGAAAGAAUCCAUCGUCGAACUAAUGUUCCUGGCGUCGAAAAUUGGUAACCCCGGUGAUAGGGUUCGCGUCACCGAAUGGAUUAGGAAACUGUCAGAAACGGCUGCCGAACCCGAUGCUCAUCCACGGCUGGUGGAGGAAUAUAUGGACUAUCUGAAACUUUUGCUGUCUUCGUCGCCGAUUUAUUUCGUGAAUCCCUUCAAAAGCUAUCCGCCUAAAAAUCACCGUUUGGUUCCGCUGGCAGAAUCGUUGGGGAAUUCGCUGGCCAACGAGUGUCCGUAUCUGCCCCGAAGUGGACCGUUGAAGCCCAUUCUGCUGCACCGUUCCGAAGACGAUACGGCCGUCAUUUCCGUUCAUCAGAAUCAGCAGGGAGAGGUGAUGUGCUAUAUGGCUAUCACUCCGAGGAAUGAGUAGGAAAUUCAAUUUGAUACAAUCAAAAAUAAAUCAUGGCUAAACAGUA
Molecule: messenger RNA, 557 nt
Organism: Aedes aegypti (yellow fever mosquito)
Lineage: Eukaryota; Metazoa; Arthropoda; Insecta; Diptera; Culicidae
Exons: 1
Coding region: 89-511 (140 amino acids)
Source: RefSeq, a predicted model, not a curated record